Closterium sp. Naga37s-1 is the source of this 1191-nucleotide messenger RNA. The record is from the annotation of a GenBank genome assembly. NCBI's taxonomy places the organism in Eukaryota, Viridiplantae, Streptophyta, Zygnematophyceae, Desmidiales, Closteriaceae.
CCCUGCCUGCGUGCUGCUCUGCUGCUAGCGCGCCCGUCCGCUCUGCCCGUUAUGGAUACGCUCAGUGUCCUCACGUUCGAUCCGGAGGGCCGCCCGAUAGAGUUCGAUGCGUGGCUCGACGACCUACAGUUGUUCUUACUGAGCGAUUCCAAGGACGGAGUCUCACUGUUUGACCUCACGUCUGGCGCCUCUCCCGCCCCUGCCGCCUCAGCUGACAGUACGACUCGCUCACAGUGGCUUAUUCGUGACGCUGCUGCUCGUUUAGCCGUUCGCAACCACCUGUCGUUAGCCGAACGCGCUCACUUCGGACAGCACAAGACAGCGAAAGCACUGUACGACGCCGUAGUCACUCGUUACUCCUCCCCGGCCACUGCUUCCCUAGGCCGCCUUCUCGUGCCCUACCUGUUCCCAGAGCUGUCCGCCUUUGCCAUAGUAGCCGACCUAGUUUCUCACCUCCGCACUAGUGACACGCGCUACCCGCUUGACCCCACCAACCUCACUGUCGACCUGCUCGAGAAGCACCCCGUAGCAGCUGAGACUAGCAUAGUCGCUGUAGGCGCUUCUCGUGGCACUCCUCGCACCCCCUUCUUUGAAAGGUGUUCGCCCUCCCCCCUUCUCCCCUCAGUCGCCUGUGCUACAGCUGUUGACUACCUUCGUGCUGAGGAGGUAGGGGCUGCGUCUGCCCCUAUUGGGAGGCGCCGCUGCGGCAGGGCCAGGGGGGGCCGGAGCAGUGGGGGUGGCAGAGGUGGAGGCGGUGGUGGGGGCGAUGGAGGCGGUGGAGGGGGCGGCGGUGGAGGAGAUAGUGGUGGUGGGGGCGGAGGGGCAGGUGGCGGCAGUGGUGGCGGCAGUGGGAGUGGUAGAGACAGCGGUGGUGGCGGCAGUGGGGGUGGAGGCGGAGGCAGUGGUGGCGGCAGGGGUGGUAUCAGCCAGAGGGGAGGCCUUGGAGGUGGCCAGAGGCAGCAGCAGCGUCAGCCCCUUUCGUCUCAGGAGCUCCGUGAGUGGUUUGCUCAGCGUGGGGCGGCUGGGGGUAGUGGUCCCUGCCCGUAUGUCAUUCGCACAGGUGAUCGCACUCGUCAGACAUGCGGGAGGUCUCACACUCAGCACCGCUGCUUCUACUGCCUUACCGACGCCUUUCGCGCAGAGUUUCCCGAUGCACCUGAGCUCCCCAAAUGGGCGGAGCUGCUUAGGUAG